ACAAUGAGGAUUAAAGGCUGUUUUCUUAUUUUCCAGGCUGCUACACAGUGUAGCUCGGACGCUGUGAGUUUCAAGGAUCUGGUGAAAGGGAGAGAGUGGACAAUGAAAAUGGACAUGGAGGAUGCUGAUAUGACCCAGUGGACGGAAGCCGAUUUUGAAGAGAAAUGCACCUACAUUGUAAAAGAUCACCCGUGGGAUCCCAGCGCCGAUGGAGGCACCCUAACUCAGGCAGAGGCUUCCUUGCCAAGGAACUUGACUUUCAAAUACGCAUCUAACUGCAAAGAGGUCACUGGAGUGAUAAGCAAAGAGUAUAUCCCAAAAGGAACACGCUUUGGACCCCUGGUAGGAGAGAUCUAUACCAGCGAUACGGUUCCCAAGAAUGCGAACAGAAAAUACUUUUGGCGGAUCUAUUCCAAUGGUGAGCUUCACCACUUCAUUGAUGGAUUUAAUGAGGACAAGAGCAACUGGAUGCGUUAUGUAAACCCAGGCUACUCUGUCCAGGAGCAGAACUUGGCUGCUUGUCAGAAUGGAAUGAACAUCUACUUCUACACCAUCAAGCCCAUCCCUGCCAACCAGGAGCUGCUCGUGUGGUAUUGUCGGGACUUUGCAGAGAGGCUCCACUACCCCUCUUCCAGAGAGCUGACGAUGAUGAACCUCACACAAACCCAUGUUAAUCCAAAGCAGCACAGUGCUGAUAAAGAUGAGCUCUGUCAGAAAAGCAUCCCAAAGAAGGAGCACAGUGUGAAAGAAAUCCUGAAAAUGGAAUCCAACCCUCCGAAAGGAAAAGACUUCUUCCAGACCAACAUUUCACCAGUUGCUCCAGAAAAAGACUUGGAUGAUUUGCGCAGGAACUAUAGCCCUGAGAGGUGUUUCUUCCCUCGAGUUGUCUAUCCUAUCCGACCUCACGUUCCUGAAGACUAUCUGAAAGCUUCCUUAGCGUAUGGGAUGGACAGACCCAGCUACAUUACUCACUCACCCAUCCAGUCAUCUACUACACCGAGUCCUUCUGGGAGGAGCAGCCCAGACCAAAGUUUAAAAAGUUCAAGCCCUCACAGCAGUCCAGGGGUCACAGUUUCACCUCUGGCACCUACUUCCCAAGAGCACAGAGAGUCAUACUCUUACGUGAAUGGCUCAUACGGCUCAGAAGGAUUGGGGUCUUAUCCUGGAUACGCACCCCCCAGCCAUCUCCCGUCUGCCUUUCUCCCAUCCUAUAACCCCCACUACCCCAAAUUCCUGUUACCUCCGUUCAAUAUGAGCUGUAAUAACCUGAGCGCUUUGAACAAUAUCAAUGGCAUCAACAAUUUCAGUCUCUUCCCAAGGAUGUAUCCUCUUUAUGGCAACCUGCUCAGUGGAGGUAGUCUUUCCCACCACAUGUUGAAUCCAGCCACGCUCCCCAGUUCAUUGCCCAGCGAAGGAGGCCGUCGACUGCUGCAGCCUGAUCAUCCAAGAGACUUCCUCAUACCAGCACCUAACAGUGCCUUCUCUAUCACGGGCGCUGCUGCCAGCAUGAAGGACAAGCCAUGCAGCCCCACCAGCGGGUCGCCCACCGCUGGUACAGCAGCCAGUUCAGAACACAUAAUGCAACCUAAACCUACCUCAGUGGUGUUGGCUGCCACCGGCGGGAGAAGCCCUGAAAUUUUUUAAAAAGAUGAAGAAGCCAUGAAUCUUAUUAAAAGUAAGAGGAAUGUGACCGGUUACAAAACCCUUCCAUACCCACUGAAGAAGCAGAACGGGAAGAUCAAGUAUGAAUGCAAUGUCUGCUCCAAGACCUUUGGCCAGCUCUCCAAUCUGAAGGUCCACCUCCGAGUACACAGCGGAGAGAGACCGUUUAAAUGCCAGACUUGCAAUAAAGGCUUCACACAGCUGGCGCACCUCCAGAAGCACUAUCUGGUACACACAGGAGAAAAACCCCACGAGUGUCAGGUUUGUCACAAGCGAUUCAGCAGCACCAGCAAUCUCAAAACCCACCUGCGGCUCCACUCUGGAGAGAAGCCUUACCAGUGCAAGCUGUGCCCAGCCAAAUUCACCCAGUUUGUGCACCUGAAGCUGCACAAGCGUCUUCACACCCGUGAACAUCCACAUAAAUGCAUCCACUGCCACAAGAGCUACAUUCACCUCUGCAGCCUCCAGGUCCAUCUGAAGGGCAACUGCCCUGUAGCUCCUGCCUCCGGCCUCUCCAUGGAGAACCUGAAUCGAAUCAACGAAGAGAUAGAAAAGUUUGACGUCAGUGACAAUGCCGACAAGCUGGAAGAAAUGGAGGACAAUAUCGACUUAACAUCGAUCGUGGAGAAGGAUAUACUGACCAUGCUCAGAAGGGAAAUGGAAGGCGCUAAUCUGAAAGUAUCUUUACAGAGGAACCUGGGAAAUGGACUUAUCUCCUCAGGAUGCAACCUUUACGAGUCUUCAGAUAUGUCAAUUAUGAAGUUGCCUCACGGUCACCCACUACCUCUGUUACCUGUAAAGGUCAAGCAAGAAACAGUUGAACCAAUGGACCCUUAAGACUUUUUGGCAAAGUGAUUUUUUUUUUUUUAUUUAUGACUUGGCAAGUCAGGGUGCCUGUAGCAGUUGCUUGUACAUAGUUUCAAUGCUGCAAAGCAAUCUUGGCUUACAGUAGUUUCCCUACGUUCUCCAACUGAAAGACGGAACUCCAAAGUUACUGUUUUCUCAGGGCAUAAAAAGAGGCAAAGGACUGUGCAUUGCCUCGCCAGUUAAUAAAAGACAAUCAUCAUCUAUCCAUAAUUAUUUUUUCAAUGAUAGUACUUCAUAAUUUAUUAUGCAAUUUAUCAUUCUAAAAGCAAUAAUUAGAAAAAUGUUUACAAUGACUGGAAAAUUCAUUGUAAUUUUUACUCUAAAUGUUUUUAUUUUUUUGUUUUAUGGCCAUUCUUUGUAGAUACUUUUUUCUGCACAUCUGUUUUAAAAACCUAAGAUUAGGGUUUUAGUAAAUGUGUUUUAUGUACCAAUGUCUUUUAAACAAAUGUGGGUUUUUGUAUUGCCAAAGUUGGACAUUUGACAUACAGAAUCCUAGAUCAGUUGGUUUGAAAAACAUGCUGUGUACUCUUAUGUGCAAAUCACCCCAUUGCGAAUUAAAAUGGAGAAAGAAAAAAAAAAAAAGGCAGUAGCAGCAAGCAGAGAAGAAACUAGUACCCCUGGCUCUCCGGGGACAGGAGAGAGAUUCUUCUACCUGCAGCUGUACCCAGAACAGAUGGGGCGCAGCAAACGCCUACUUGCCAUGGACAAAAUACAUUAGGUUUUUAGAAGACAGCUAUAGCCCCACACGUUGUCAUGUAACUCUAUGACCAAAGGAAUGCAUCUGCUUGAAGUGGCUCUUCCAAAAAAAUAAUCAUUUAAAUUCUUUUAUUUCCAAAAGCAGUCUAAAAACAAACACGCAAAUAUUUUUAAUAUUCUCUUAAAAGAAGUUUUUUGGCAGACUUUUUUUCUUCCCCUCCCCUCCCCCUC
Messenger RNA from Struthio camelus australis, 3456 nucleotides. It is a transcript of the gene PRDM1, whose product is annotated as PR/SET domain 1. Gene Ontology annotation, cellular component: nucleus; cytoplasm. Gene Ontology annotation, biological process: cell fate commitment; regulation of transcription by RNA polymerase II. The record is from RefSeq and is a predicted model, not a curated record. Gene Ontology annotation, molecular function: protein binding; RNA polymerase II cis-regulatory region sequence-specific DNA binding; DNA-binding transcription repressor activity, RNA polymerase II-specific. Lineage: Eukaryota; Metazoa; Chordata; Aves; Struthioniformes; Struthionidae.